This is a messenger RNA of Scutellospora calospora, 359 nucleotides long. The record is from the annotation of a GenBank genome assembly. NCBI's taxonomy places the organism in Eukaryota, Fungi, Glomeromycota, Glomeromycetes, Diversisporales, Gigasporaceae.
GGAGAGUGGAAGUGAAGUGGGUUGUAACGUUGGUGCAGGCGCGGUUUGUUGUCGGUCCCUUGGUCGGGCUAUCUCAUGUGCCGUUCUCUAUACGCUCUUGGCCUGAUUGGCCUGAACUUUCUCCGUGCCGUCUUCAAAAAACGCCAAUGAUGUCACUUUCAAAGGGGCCACGGGCGCUUAGAUACUUAUCAGAAGCUCGUCGUUGUUGUUCUUUCAAAGACUGUGAUUACAGUAUGCUGCAACGUUCCGAUCAAAGUGUCAACCGCUCAUCAGCCUUCUCAAACAUGUCUCUCAUCCGGCAACGGAAAGGAUCAUUGAUUCCUGUCAAUCAUGACGAGGCUCUCCUGAUCCAAGUGUAG